UUGCCAAAAAGAGAAGCGCGUGGUUUAGCCGCACGGAAUUUGCAUAUUAAUAAACGCAUUCGAGGCAAAUAUAAAUAUAUAUAUAAUUAAAUAUUUUCUAUAGAGUUGAAAGUGCGUUAUCAAAUACUAUCGCUGAAGUGGCAAUAUUGGCACAACGAGCUAGUGUCGAACGCUUGCAUCGUGGGCCGCUCUUAACAUGUCGAAUACGAAUGCCAAUGGCAAUGGAGGUGUUCCGGGGCAGGAGGAAGACGAUGCUGAAAUGCCCAAUGCACCAAUGCAAAAUGAUGCAUCAUUCGAUAACAUUGUGUUUGCAGCUGCUUACCAAAGCGACGACAGCUUGAAUGAUGCAUUAGAUCAAGCUGGUCAAGAAGAAGCAGAGGCUGAUGCCCACAGCGUGGAAAAUUCACCUGAGGCUGCAGGAGUUGAUGCUGAAGGUGAUGGUGAUGGAGAUGGAGAUGGAGAUGCAGGUGACGGAGAAGCCGAAGGCGACGAAGAAGCUGCCGGUGAGGAUGACAGCAUUGCAGAAGAUGGACAAGAGGCUGGCAAUGGCAAUGCUGAUGAUGAUCCUGCAGCGGACAGACGCACGGCCACUAAAAAGGAGCUCACUCAAAUCAUUGACAAAUGGGAGCAAGAGCAAACACAAAACGGAUACGAUCCCGUGCCUACGCUAAGAAGUUUGGCUGAAAUAUUUGAGCGCGAAAAGGACUCAUACAUGCGUAAGGAUCCGGAUCCUUUGGACCUAAGACACCCCUAUCGCACCGAUCCCAGUUGCCAGUAUGGACUAUUGUUGAAGUUGCUCUUUCGAAAAGAUCAAUUUAUGGGCAAACUGCUCAACGAUUAUCUGCGUGAUAACUAUUUCAGUCGGCAGAGUAUAAGUCGCAGCUCUCUGGAGUUGAAUAUUAUUGCAUGCCGGCUCAUAUUAGUCGUAAUGCCGGGUCUUGAGACGACGGCAGUAUUCCAGACGGCCGAGGAAGAUGGCAUAAUUAAUCGUCUCUACAAUUGGGCAGAGGACAGCAUUGAGCCGCUACAGAGCUAUGCUACAGGCCUGCUGGCCGCUGCCAUGGAAGUAAGCGAUAUAGCGAUUACUUGUCGAGAACAGAAUAUGCGGCUGGUGCCCAAGAUGAUUAACCGACUGCAUAUGUUGCUGGCUUGUAGUCGAAUGAGUAAGAACACCACAACAGAGCCGAGUUCCUCACUCAAUAACUCGGCAGACAGCAAUAUCUCGCCGGGCAUGCUCAGCUGGAUGGCGUGUGGUGGUGCUGCCUCGGCUCCUCAGUCGCCGCAGCAUAAUGGCACCAGCGGCAGUGCCUCCAACAUGUCCAUUUUGUUUGAGAAUAGUCGCGAUGCGUUUUCUAUGUCACGCUAUUACAAGCGUAUGUAUAUACCACUGCAUCCGCCAACAGCAGACACCAGCCAAAUGCUCAUUAUGCGCUUCCUAACCAGCCUGGGCGAAUACCAAGAGUUUUUGGCCAUGGCCUUUGGCAAUAAUGUCAUGACGCUGAUUUUUGGACAUCUAGAGGAGUUAGACAGGCGUGACACAUGCCUCGCCUAUGAGGUGCUUAAAUAUCUGGCUUCGCUAUUAUGUCACAAAAAGUUUGCACUAGAGUUCAUAUCACGCGGUGGCCUGGAGCUGCUGUUAAAUGUGCCGCGGCCCAGUUUGGCCACCACAGGUGUCUCUAUUGCAAUUUACUAUUUGGCUUACUGUGAAGAUGCUAUGGAGCGGAUUUGUAGUAUGCCACGUCCUUUAAUAUCGAAUCUCGUUCGCUAUGCGCUGUGGAUAUUGGGACGUUGUCAUGACUCUUCCAAGUGUCAUGCCACUAUGUUUUUCAGCCUGAGCUUUCAAUUUAAGGCUAUACUCGAUGAGUUUGACUCACAGGAUGGCCUCCGCAAGCUCUACAAUGUUAUAUCGGUACUUAAGAUUCUUGACCCCAGUCAUAACGAUAGCGACAAUGGUUCAGAAAUUAAUGAGGAUGUUGAGUGCGCUUCGCGUCAGAUGGUGCGACAUGUUUGCAUCGCCAUGAAGCGCUACAUGGAAGCGCAUUUCUUCUACAAGUACAACAACUUUCUAUGUCAGCACUAUGCGACCUCUUCGUCCUCAUCGCACUACUUUAGUCAACAGCCAACGGUGGCUGCCAAGCUAACCUUCGAUCAGUUGCACGAGCAGUUGCGUACUCUUCAAGAGCACACUUCGGUACGUGGGCAUUGGGAGCCCGUGGAUCAGCUAAUGAAGCUAGGUGGCAUUACAAUGCUUUUGCGCAUCAUUGCCUUCAGUUACGAUUGGGUGAAUAAUGGGCGCUCAGAGACAGUGCGCUCCGCUCUGGAUGUGCUUAGCGUGUGUUGCGUGAUACCACGGGUCUACCUGGUGCUUUGUGAGCGUUUGCAGAUGCCGGAUAAGACGACAACGUCUGGCUUCUGUUCAGUACUAGGUGCAGCUGCCGGGGAAAUCACGGCCGACGCUGAGGUGUUGAAAUCUGCUCUGGCCGUGCUCUGCCAUUGCGUAUGCUCGCCAAUUAUACGGAAGGAUAGCAGCAGCAGCAGCCUGUUGAAGUUUGGUAACUCGUCACGCAAAAACAAAGCAAAUCAAAAAUAUGCCGAAGAGCUAAUUGAGAAGGUGUGGGAGUCGGUGUGCUCGAACAAUGGCAUUGUGGUACUGUUAUCACUAAUGCAAACCAAAGGACCCAUCACCGAUGCCGACUGCAUACGCGGUAUGGCCUGUCGUGCGCUGGCCGGGCUGGCCCGUUCCGAUCGUGUACGUCAAAUUGUAGGCAAACUACCGUUGUUUGCCAGUGGCCAGCUGCAGGCGCUCAUGCGUGAUCCCAUACUGCAGGAGAAGCGAGCCGAGCAUGUUAUUUUCCAGAAAUAUGCAUUGGAACUACUUGAGCGCAUCUCCGGCAAGACAAAGACAAAGGCGCUCACACCGCUCGACCCGUCGCUAACCAACAUGCACAAGGCAAACGUGAUCGCUCAGACGCGCAUUCAAUACAACGAACAGCAGCUCUAUCAGCUUAUUUUUGAGCAUUUGGAGAGCAAGGGUCUCAGCCAAACCGCUCAGAUGCUGCAGCGUGAGGUGGGUUUGCCUUUGCAGACGACAACGACGCGCAACUUUCAUCAGUCGCCCUUCGACUUCAAAGGUUUAUCUGGCGUCAGCUCGAUGUCGCGCAGUCGUCUAAGAAGCCGAAUGCACGAUGUCAAUGCGGCCAUUAUGUCCAAUGGCGAUCAGAAUCGCAGUCUGUCAGAGGAUAUUUCCCCGCACUGCAACACUAACACCGGCACGUCAGGGGCAGGUGCAGGAUCUGCUGCAAUAGGCGUUCCUAGUUUCAGCUAUCUCAGCGCGCAAACGCCUAUUAAGCUGCGUAAGACUGAACGUGCCACAUCCUCGGUAACACGUUCGCUGCAGAAACAAAUCAGCUUGGUUAACCAGGAGUCGAGUGCUGCGGGAUUGCCAGACGACUUGAUUGUCUCGCCAGCUCUACAUCCCAAACGAGUGACACUCAAUAGCAUUGUAACAGAGUAUCUGACAAAUCAACAUUCGCUGUGCAACAAUCCGGUAACCACCUGCCCACAGUUCGAUCUAUACGAGCCACAUAAAUGCCCGGAUCCACGGCCCAGCCGUCAGGUUAGCUCCAACUAUAAUUUGACCUCCCGGCAUUUUCGCACACAGGCAGGCUUUAAUACCGCCCGCUUCGAUCGACGUCAUGUACACACACAUUUCGCACCCUGGCGUACAAUGCGUUCAGCUGACUAUGAUGAUCUGGAGUUUACGUGCUGUGACGUUGUGGGCAAUUACCUGAUCGUUGGCACACACCAGGGCGAAAGUAAGGUGUUCAAUAUGAACGAUGGCGUCGAACAGUUUUCCUCGAUUUGUCACUCAUACGGCGUGGAUGCUAUACAAGCGAAUCGUGCCGGUGACCUGGUUCUGACCACCAGCCUAUGGCGUUUACGCACCACCAUUUUAUGGUCCAUAACAGACAACGAGUUUCGCUCUAAGCUGCGUCUCCCCGAGGUCGGAUACUGUGAGUUCAGUCAAACCACACAGGAUCGCUUACUGGGAACUCACACAGAUUGCGCUGUUCUGUACGACAUCAACACGGGCUCCAAGGUGUCCACAUUUACACCCACCAUACCCAAUCAAUACACAAAGAAUAGAGCGACGCUGUGCCGCACCGACGAGCUGCUGCUUUCAGAUGGCGUGCUCUGGGAUGUGCGCUCCGGCAAAGAGAUUCAUAAAUUCGAUAAGUUCAAUCAAUGCAUCUCGGGCAUAUUUCAUCCCAAUUGCUUGGAGAUUAUAGCAAAUACAGAGGUGUGGGAUCUGCGCACGUUUCAUCUGCUACAGACGGUGCCGGUGCUGGAUCAGCGCAACUGCACAUUUUCUCCUAUGCAUGUGAUUUAUGGUGCCAGCUUAGGGGCUGAUAGAGAUCAUGAUAUGGAGACAACCACCUACGAUACGAGCUUUAAUGUUUUGGAUGCCUACGACUAUUCGAGUAUUGCGACAAUCGAUGUGAAGCGUAAUAUCAACGAUCUGAGCGUCAGUGCAAAUGGCAGCUUAAUUGCUGUUGUGGAGGAUCAUAGCGGCUACGAUUCGAAGCAGGAGACCUAUGUGAAGAUAUAUGCCGUUGGCGUUAAAAAGAGCGAACGUUCGGAAGAGGAAGAUGAUGAAGAGGUGCCCGAAUCCAAUGAGGAGGGCUCCGACACGGGCUCCGAUACGGGUUCUGAAAAUGCAUUUGCAUUAGGUCCAACUUUCCUGGGUUUCCCAUUACGUAGCCACCGUAAUCGCAAUUUUAUUGAUAUUGAAUCCUCCAGCGAUGAUGACAACGAUAGUGAUCUAGAGGAUGGGGAUGAUGACGAUGACGACGAUCUUGAAAUGCUAUCCAAUGUCGAUGAAAUUGAAUUUGAGGGCGAUGCCAGCAGCGAUGAAUAAGCCGCCCAGUCCAUAUAAACAACCCUAUUUAUAUAUCGCUGCCUUGGCCUCAAGGCUCUAUGUUUAGAACACGUCGGGCUCGCUAUUAUCCGUCUCUAUAAAAAAGAAGCUAUAUCAUCGCUAAGUUUUGUUAGCUGUUAUAUUAAAAAAAUUUUUAUGUUAAUGUUUGUACAAAUUAAAGUGUAAAAAGCCUCAAAAAAAACAUACAACAACAAAACCAACUUGUUGAAAACCCACUGCAUACGAAAA
Messenger RNA from Drosophila hydei, 5167 nucleotides. It is a transcript of the gene mahj, whose product is annotated as protein mahjong. The record is from RefSeq and is a predicted model, not a curated record. The transcript has 11 exons. The coding region runs from base 197 to 4918 and encodes 1573 amino acids. Gene Ontology annotation, biological process: protein ubiquitination. Gene Ontology annotation, cellular component: nucleus; Cul4-RING E3 ubiquitin ligase complex. Lineage: Eukaryota; Metazoa; Arthropoda; Insecta; Diptera; Drosophilidae. Gene Ontology annotation, molecular function: protein binding.